Messenger RNA from Clupea harengus (Atlantic herring), 1583 nucleotides. RefSeq names its product E3 ubiquitin-protein ligase TRIM39-like. Bases 42 to 1178 code for a protein of 378 amino acids. The transcript is spliced from 5 exons. The record is from RefSeq and is a predicted model, not a curated record. NCBI's taxonomy places the organism in Eukaryota, Metazoa, Chordata, Actinopteri, Clupeiformes, Clupeidae.
GAGAGGGAAGCUAAACACAGAUUUAUAUUUACUCUUGGAAAAUGGCUUCAAAGCUAGAGGAGGAUUUAUCCUGUCCUGUGUGCACUGACAUCUUCAAGGACCCAGUUGUUCUGUCAUGUAGUCACAGCUUCUGUAAAGUCUGUCUGCAGCAGUACUGGGGAACCAACGGAUCCAGAGAAUGUCCAGUCUGCAGGAGGAGGUCAUCGAGGGACGAGCCACCAACCAACCUUGCAUUAAGAAACCUGUGUGAGACAUUUUUACAGGAGAGAGGUCAGAGAGGAGCACUCUGUAGUCUUCAUGGCGACAAACUCAAGCUGUUUUGUCACGAUGAUCAGCAGCUUGUGUGUUACUCGUGUCGAGACUCAAAACUACAUAAGAAUCACAACUGCAGUCCCAUUGCUGAAGCAGCAGUUGACCACAAGCUCAAGGUCAAAGUGGAUCCCUUAAAGGAAAAGCUUAAGGCUUUUGAAAAAGUAAAACUCACCUAUGAUAAGAAAGCAAAACAUAUUAAGACUCAGGCCCAGCACACAGAGGAGCAGAUCAUGGAGGAGUUUGAGAAGCUUCACCAGUUUCUACGAGAUGAAGAGGCAGCCAGGACAGCUACACUGAGGGAGGAAGAGGAGCAGAAGAGUCAGAUGAUGAAGGAGAAGAUUGAGAAGAUGAGCAGAGAGAUCUCAUCUAACGUGGCAAAACACCUGGGCAACCUGAAGUUCACAGUCUGGGAGAAGAUGCAGGAGACUCUUCCUGAUAACCCAGAGAGAUUUGAUGAGUAUGCCUGUGUCCUGGGCUCUGAGGGCUUUAACUCAGGGACUCACUGCUGGGAUGUGGAGGUUGGAGAGAACACAUGGUGGCAUGUGGGUGUGAUGACAGAGUCUCUCCAGAGGAAGGGAGACUUUACCUCAAUGAGUGGACGCUGGUCUGUGUAUUAUAAAGAUGGUGAAUAUGGAGCACGGUCUAAACCACAGUCCCCCACUCUCCUCAGAGUGAAGCAGAAACUCCAGAGGAUCAGAGUGCAGCUGGACUGGGACAGAAGAAAGCUGUCAUUCUCUGACCCUGAUAAUAACACACACCUACACACUCUCACACACACUUUCACUGAGAGAGUGUUUCCAUAUUUCAAUGGAUACCCUCUGAGGAUCUUACCAGUGAAGGCUUUAGUAACAGUAGAGCAGCACUGAUGGAGCUGAUAUUAUCUCUGUCAGGACCAGGACCUUUGAACUUUGGGCACGGAGUGUCAGACGUGAGCAGGCCAAGUGGCAGGGAUGAGAGGGGUGGUUGUAGAGGGUGUGAUUAUUUAGAGUGCUCUGUAGUAAUACAAUAUUAUUGUCUUUGGGUAAACCUGGCUGUAUGAAUGUAAGGAACUGUAUGUUGUGAUAAUAAGUCGUAAUUUGAAGGGUUUUCCAGUAAAACUCUUCAUGAUUUUCUAAUGAGAAUAAUCCUUUACUUCAUUUUCCAAACACAAACUGAAGUUGUUUACCAACAACCUUUUGAAUAACUGAGGUCCCUGAAACAGUGGAGCAGCUCAGCUUCAGCUUCAUUAGUCUGAUCAGACUCUGAGGUCCUGAAACAGUGGAGCAGCUCAG